ACCCAAUUCCACGCAAAGAGAAUCCAUACUUCGUUGGAGACGGUGGCGUUUCCGUUCCCGAAGCUUCAGCUUCCCCUGACCCUCCUGAGGGUUCGCUUUUAUCGCCAACCCAACCAGAAGUCGGCGAGACUGGACACUCAAGAAGUACAGCUUCCAGCGGUUCUGAAAGUGGCGCCAGCUCUGGUAGAGGCAGUCAGCUACUCAGCGAGGAGCUCGCAUCCACGAAGCUAUCAUCGCUCGAAGAAGAAACGAAUCAUACAAGAGACAACGAGGCACGCAAGCAGAAGGUCAAGGACUUCUACAGCCACACCGAGACCACUGACAACCGCCCUGGCGACAACGAUGAAAUCUGAUCCCUGGCUUCGGAACCAGAAGACAUCCAAUCCCAAGACGGGUCAGGAACUGUCCCUUGGGCGCUCAGAACAGCUGCGGUCAGCUAUCUAUCUGACGGAAGUAUUGACCGAGGACCCGGACUUGACCCCUCUGUACCUAGACGCGGCCCAACGCCUAGAAGAUUACCGGUUCUUUGGGAACCAUAGACGCUUGCUCAAGAGAUACUACCUGUAUCUGCGUUCACGAACUACAAAUCAGAAACAGAGGGCAGCCAUUGAAUUUCUCAGGCCGCGAAGUCACAGGGAUCUCAUUUCAAGGAAGGUCCUAGAGAAGUUGCAGUCGCACGACAAGACGAAGCGGGAAAGAGUGCACGCCGCAUUGCCCCAGGACGAAGAGCGAGACCUGACGCUGGAGCGCUAUCUCAACAGCAUCGAAACCACUUCGAAGGGCCUCCCUACACACGCCAUGGAAACCGUACCGGAUUUAGAUGACGAAAGCUCCAUGGAUGAAGAGGACCGCCACAGCAUCAGCGCCCGCGUCGGUCUCGAGGAGACCAGGAGCUUCUUUGUCUCUGGAGUGCCUUUAGCUCGGUUCAAAGCCGAGUUUCAAGACUUGCUCAACCGAGGCCGCGAGCGAGUAAAGGAGACGCCGCGGGUGCGGGUUGCGAAGCCGCUUGAACGACCAAAGGUCUUGCGUUGGGGAGCGAGGUUGUCGGCCUGGAAUUUUUGACCUUUGUUCUCCCCCGAAGCCUGGAAAUCAGAGAGUCAGGAAUGUGGCGAUAACACGUUUCUAGAUGUCAGGGAG
Colletotrichum navitas is the source of this 1137-nucleotide messenger RNA. RefSeq lists its product as uncharacterized. Bases 343 to 1062 code for a protein of 239 amino acids. The record is from RefSeq and is a predicted model, not a curated record. The transcript has 2 exons. NCBI's taxonomy places the organism in Eukaryota, Fungi, Ascomycota, Sordariomycetes, Glomerellales, Glomerellaceae.